GAAAUCAAGGUUUCCUUGGUUGUUGUCGUUCUCUUGCUUCCCAGUGUUAAUCCAUGUUCGAAUCUGUCUGGCUUGAUUGCGGAAAUUACUGAUAUGUUACUCGGACACGACUCUUACGGUUUCUCUGUUAUGUUUCUGGAUUUCGUUCGUAUACCUUCCCUAUUGAAGAUGCCUCGCUAUGAUGAUCGAGACAGUACUACACGUCUCUAUGUUGGGCGCUUGUCAUCUCGAACACGAGAACGUGACCUGGAGCGACUUUUCAGCAGAUAUGGAAGAGUUCGUGAUGUGGAUGUAAAGCGUGACUAUGCCUUUGUCGAUUUUAGUGAUCCUCGAGAUGCUGAUGAUGCAAGGUAUCGGUUAGAUGGAAGGGAUUUCGAUGGAAGCCGUAUCAUCGUUGAAUUUGCCAAAGGGACGCCUCGGGGUUCCCGAGAGUAUUCGAGCAGGGGCCCUCCUCCAGGAACUGGCCGAUGCUUCAACUGUGGGGUCGAUGGCCACUGGGCUCGAGACUGUACGGCUGGUGACUGGAAAAACAAGUGUUACCGCUGUGGAGAUAAAGGUCACAUUGAGAGGGACUGCAAGAAUAGCCCCAAGAAGCUGAGGGGCCAAAGUUACUCGAGAUCGCCGGUCAGGUCACGCUCUCCUCGUCGUAGAAGAAGCCGCAGCAGAAGCCGAAGUUACAGCCGUGGCCGCAGCUACAGUCGCUCGAGAUCCCCGGUUAGGAGAGAGCGGAGUCUCGAACCCGCUGAGAGAACCAGAAGCCCCGAGCCAGUGUCUGACAACUCACCGCCUCCCAAGGACAGGAAGCGUAGCAUGAGUCUCGAGAAUGGCAGCCACCAAGAGAACGGGAAGAGACCUUCAAGCCCACGGAGAGCCAGACCGGAGCCGCAGCCGCAGCCGCAGCCGUGAUCCGAGAGAGGACCCCAGCCCAGUGGAGGACGAUUACCAGUAAAGGGAAUCUUGGGACAUCAUUGGACAAACUGCGGUUUCAUGAGCUGGAAUGGUUUCUUCUACAAUUGUAAUUUUGCUUUUUUGCUUCCUGCGAGUGUCUUGGAUUCGUAUGUGGUCUCUUCCGACAUUUUUACGUGAAUUAUCGUCUGAUUUCAACUUUGGAUAAAAUCCUUAUACGUUC
This is a messenger RNA of Tarenaya hassleriana, 1129 nucleotides long. Its product is annotated as serine/arginine-rich splicing factor RS2Z32-like. Gene Ontology annotation, molecular function: mRNA binding; zinc ion binding. The record is from RefSeq and is a predicted model, not a curated record. Lineage: Eukaryota; Viridiplantae; Streptophyta; Magnoliopsida; Brassicales; Cleomaceae. The coding region runs from base 94 to 906 and encodes 270 amino acids. Gene Ontology annotation, biological process: mRNA splicing, via spliceosome. The transcript is spliced from 7 exons. Gene Ontology annotation, cellular component: nuclear speck.